AUGGCGACCGAGUCAGGUGCCAAACCACCACUCCCUCCAGCACCAUCAUCAGCACCAGCACCAGCACCAGCACCAGCACCACCACCUUCUACCCGGGGGGUGAUCGGUAGUCGUUCGCAACGCUGGCAGCAAUCACGGCUCUUUGGAGCGGCCAAGACGGGUUGGGCUUGGAGGAGGGCCAUCUUGUUUGGGUUGGGCACGAGUUAUGCGGUUGUCAAGUGAGUCAUUUGCUUUGAAGGGAAAACUGAGCCUGAGCUCGACUGAUCCACUCGUGACCUUCGAUCAGGUGGCAGAGCUCAAAGAUCCAGGCGAGGAAGAGGGACCAGAUACAUGACAAGGUGGGUGAAGCACGCGUGCACCUUGUUCGAUGAACAUGAACUGACGUAGGCGACUAGCGACUUCCAGACCUACCUGUACUGGAAAAUUUACGAUGGGUGAGCGAAGACGAGGCUCGCUUUACCACCUCCUGUCCGACGUGGGGACUGGGCAGCGGCUGAUUCUUCUCUCCUACCCUCGGCUGACCGACCAACAGCGGCAUCGUCGAAGCCAAGUCAUAUGGAUCAAAGUGAGAGACACAGUACACUUCGCUCAUCCAGCAUCAGACACUCACUCUCCACUGCCCUGGACAGUCUCAACUACCUGCUCAACUCGUCGACCGGAUCACCCGAGGAGCCGCCGAGAGUCAUGACCCUUUUCGACGUCAUUCGAACCAUCAAGCUCAUCGAACAGGAUGAUCGAAUCGUCAGUUGAAGCCUGAUGCGGAGCUCCCUUCCCUAGCUCUCAAGCUCAGUCAAACUUCGACGCACAUCGCACAGCGAGGCAUCAUCGCCGAUUUCUCCAACAUCUCCGUUCCUUCCGUACCGGCCUACAACCUCGGACUCGCACAACUCGAGGAGAUCCAAGAAGCUUUACUCGAACUGCGUCGUACCAAACAUGAACGAAUUGGACAGGAAAAUUGGAAGACGAUCGCUUGGUCCGAUACCUUUACCAGUCAGGCGCAGUACUUGUUCGCGACGUGCUUCGAUGAGGUCUAUACCCAACCGACGGGGGAAGUCCCUCUCGUUGGGAUGGGUGAGCCGUGGUGAAGCGUUUCUGAGAAUAGGGUCAAGUAGGUACUGAACCUUCACGUGUUCAUCGAAUAGGUACAACGGUCCCCUUCUAUGGACGACUGGCAAAAUGGUUGGGCAUCGAGGUCCAGGCCGAGGCGAGGAACGAGUACAAGAGCUUUGUCCAGCCCGUGAGCUCGAUCAUCAAGUCUGUGGACCACCCCUUUUUACAUCGAUCACUGAUAUCCAAGCCCUCGCGCACAGUACAUUGACGAAAAAUUGACCAAACCUCAAAAAGAGAACCAACUUGAACUCGUCAGCGACCUGAACGACAACCUCAUGACCUACAUUGCGCGCAACCGCUUCUCCACCUCCCUUGCCGGAUUGCUGGGUCUCGAACACGUCAAGAAGCUUUCCCGAGAAGGCCCUUACAGCGCCACACAGGCGACCAAAGUCGGUCUGUUGAACGGGACGGCCUAUCGACAGGACGUGUUGGAUUCGAUCAUGGAUAAGGAUGAGAAUGGGGAGUUGGUCGAGGAUCCAAAGAGGGUUAAAGGGUUUUACCACUACAGCAAGAUCAUGGAGAGGAUCGUCGAGAAGACCGUCAAAGACGCGAUGGAUGUCGGGGUCGUGUACCUCAUGGGCACGAUUGGUGAUGCCGGAGAGUAAGCAUCACGUACUUUAUUGCUCGGAUCCUUCCAAUUUUGACACACAUGGCAUUGUCCCUCUUAACCCAGAUUCGGAACUGCGGCGGUCGUCCGAGGCUUGAAAGAAGCCGGUGAAGACGAAACGAUCGGAGCUGUCGUACUGCGCAUCGAUUCAGGCGGAGGAGGUGUCGUCGAGUCCGAUACGAUCUGGUCCGCCGUGCGUGAUUUGAGGGAAAAGUACGGCAAGACCGUCGUCGCUAGUUUUGGGAACGCUUCGGCUUCGGGAGGCUAUCUCGUCUCGACGCAUGCCGAUGCGAUCUUGGCGAGUCCUUCGACGAUUACGGGAUCGUGAGUCCAAUGAACGCAUUCAAGUUCACGUUCACGUCGAUGUUUGGAUACUCAUGUAAGUUCGUUCUGCACAGUAUCGGCGUCGCCGCCCUCCGUCCCACCUUCACCCAAACCUUCUUCGACCGGCUCCACAUCACCCUCGAUUCCAUGUUCCUCGGUUCGCGCACCCAAGACCUCACCCACAAACUCGAAGGCGCCGAACUGAAACGGUACCAAGCCCACGUCGAUGAGAUGUACACCGAUUUCAAGAACCGCGUCGUCGAGGGCAGGGGUGUGCAUCCGGAAUUAAUCGAUUUGAUUGCGGGGGGAAGGGUGUUUGCGGGGUUGAAGGCCUUUGAAUUGACGGCGCCGAGGGAGUUGGUGGACAAAAUCAGGGGUUGGACAAAGGAGGAAUCCACGACGCCGGAGCCGACGACGAGGUUUGAGGAGCUCUCGUCCACGGGGCUUGUAGGGGAGAAAGACAAGUCGACGAAUGGAUCAAAUCGAGCGACGAUCGUUACCUUACCCGAGGAUCAGGAGACCUCACCUUACGCUCCUCCGACAACAGUUAUGAACGAAAGCCUUUUCGACGAGGUCGCGACUCUGAAAUCAGCCGAAGUGAACGCCUUGAAAGCGCUCUCCCCCGAACCCACCACCUCGACCUCGGUCCCUCCUCCGACCGAAGGGCAAACCUCCCCCCUCCCUGCCGUUUCAGGGAUCUACGAAAUCACUCCCGGUCCCUUCGGACGCGGCCUGAUUGAUGGUCUAGGAGGGAUCCGCGAUUCGGCCAUCUACGCUUGCGAACUCUUCAUCUCCAACGGUAUGGCCGCUUAUCAACUCGACAACCCAGGCAUGUCCGAAAAGGACGCUUUGAAGUCACUUUUACCGGAUGCGAGACCGAGUUGGAAUGAAGAGACGGGGGAGAUGGUCAUGAGUCUUGAUGUACGACUCAAGAGAUUCCCGGUGCAGAAGGGGUUCUGGCAGACUUUGAGGGAAAAUAGUGAGAAGGGGGAUUCGGUCGAGUUGAGGCAGCUGGGCGGGUUGGUCAGGGGCUUGCUGGUUGGUUGGGUCAUCAAGGCGAUGGCGGAUGGGGUGAGUGGUGAGUUGAGAGAGUUGGGGCUUUGGGAGGGGACUAGAGGGACCAGUGGACUUGGUUUGGGAAAGACGAGGUUCGGUGGGAUGAGGGGGAUCAGGGCGGAGUGGGGUGGGUUCAAUUUAAGAUGA
Molecule: messenger RNA, 3244 nt
Organism: Microbotryum saponariae
Lineage: Eukaryota; Fungi; Basidiomycota; Microbotryomycetes; Microbotryales; Microbotryaceae
Source: the annotation of a GenBank genome assembly